Molecule: messenger RNA, 6613 nt
Organism: Seriola aureovittata
Lineage: Eukaryota; Metazoa; Chordata; Actinopteri; Carangiformes; Carangidae
Gene: stx1a
Product: syntaxin 1A (brain)
Exons: 10
Coding region: 469-1275 (268 amino acids)
Biological process (GO): exocytosis; intracellular protein transport; synaptic vesicle fusion to presynaptic active zone membrane
Cellular component (GO): endomembrane system; presynaptic active zone membrane; plasma membrane
Molecular function (GO): SNARE binding; SNAP receptor activity
Source: RefSeq, a predicted model, not a curated record
AUACAAACCACCUGGGCGUUAUCUCUGAACCUGCUCAAUCAAUAACCAAAUCCAACACAAUUUCACCACUCAGCCAACCGACCUCUCCGGGGUGGUCAUUUCUCUGUAAAUCUAGUCUUCAGUCAGUCAGACAGACGUCAACAGAGCUAAAAGAAACUUGGAGAACUGACUCACGUUUUAAAAAAUAAAAUAAAUAAAUAACAAAAGGGUCAAUUAGUGCGGAUUGAGGAGGAAGUUGCGGGUGUGUAAUGGGUUAACGGCGGAAGGCCUCGCCUCACCUUUCGUGCGCGUCACCCGGUUCUGUAAAGUGGUCCCACCAUCCCAGCACCCAAACCAAAGGAAGGGAUAAUCUCACCACGGCUAGACGCAUCAUCCAGUCGGUCUCCGCCCCGCCGCUCCAUCGCCACACGCAUCCAGACCACAACGAACUGAGGGAAUAAGAGUGAUUUACCGGAGAAACAGGGAACCAUGAAGGACCGAAUGCAAGAACUUAAACAUGGGAAGGAGACCACGGAAGAAGAGGAUGAAGUCGCUGUUGGGAUGGACAAAGGCUUCAUGGACGAAUUCUUUGACCAGGUGGAAGAAAUCCGGGGUUUUAUCGAGUCUCUGGCAGAGAAAGUGGAAGAGGUGAAGAGGAAGCACAGCGCCAUCCUCGCCUCACCUAACCCCGAUGAGAAAACUAAGGUUGAGCUGGAGGAUCUUAUGGCAGACAUCAAGAAGUUGGCCAACAAAGUACGCUCCAAAUUAAAGAGUAUCCAGCACACCAUUGAGCAAGAGGAAGGGCAGAACAGGUCAUCAGCUGACCUGAGGAUACGUAAAACACAGCACUCCACACUGUCCCGUAAGUUUGUCGAGGUGAUGUCAGAAUACAACACCACCCAGUCAGACUACAGGGAGCGCUGCAAGGGACGCAUUCAGAGACAGCUGGAGAUCACUGGGAGAAACACCACAAAUGAGGAGCUGGAGAGCAUGCUGGAGAGUGACAACCCAGCUAUCUUUACCUCAGGGAUCAUCAUGGACAACAUCACCCAGCAAGCUAUGAAUGAGAUUGAGACACGGCACAAUGAGAUUAUCAAGCUGGAAAACAGUAUCAGAGAGCUUCACGACAUGUUCAUGGACAUGGCCAUGCUGGUGGAGAACCAGGGUGAGUUGGUGAACAACAUUGAGCGGAGUGUGUUGGAGGCUCAGGAUUACGUGGAGCAAGCAAAGGAGAGCAUCCCAAAAUGCAAAAAGUUCAAAAAGACCAGCAAACGGGUGAGAUGCAACAUAAGGUGAUCCUGAUAGGAGGUUGUAUUGCAGUAUGCGUGAUCGUCCUCAUUAUUUCCCUCACAGUUGGACUCAGUUAGGACCAUAAGAAACCCCCAGAGAGCAGACAGGGCAGGAUGUGAUGCUGCCUAUUAAUGUCAUGCAUGUAUGACUGCCAAAGAAACACAACGCUAACUGUCCAGCUGUUGAAUUGUAAUGUGCAGUCAGUAACUGCUCAUUAACUGGGAAGCUGGCAGUCCGAUACUGUGUGUCUCUGAUGCACACAAAUAUUGUACAUGAACUUUUAGAUGCAUUUCUUAAUAUAUUCUAAACUAAACUAAACAGUCAAGCACCUCGAGGAACUGUUGAACUGUGAUUUGUGUCUGUUUGUGUCAUGAUUGAUAUAACUUUGUCAUGUGCAUGUUCUGUACUCUGUUGAAGUGCAUGUUUUUCUACAAACACAAAGCUGCAGAUAAUAUGCAUGGAAUACGUUCAUGAACAGUCAGCCUCUCUUUUGCGUGAAUCAUUGAGCACUCCGAUAAUAGUCAAAGAAUCAAUAGAUUAGUUUGACAUUUUGGGAAAUAAACAUAUUUGUUUUCUUGCUAAGUGUUAGAUGUGAAAAUCAAUAAAAAUCUGAUGUGUAAAAACAUAAAGUUGUGGUUUUACAGGGUUAUAUUCGCUGGACUAUUUCUUAUGCCUAUAUAUUUAUAUAUAUAUUCUUAUAUAAAUUUAAAAGUUUAUAGGAAAAUGUUUGCACACAAAAACUUCCAGAAGAGAAACAUGAAAGUUAUAAGUACACCUGAAACUCAUGACCCUCGUCCAACCAGAGAUCUGAUUCUAACACAAAUUUGUCUCUUAAGGCAGGAUAAGAUGUAUGUGUGAAGACUCUCUUGGUUACUUGAACCUGAACAUAAACUCAUGUCUCACCUAAUAAUUGUCUUACUAAUACAGCAUCACUAUCUGGAACUGGUACUGUCUGCAUCUGGGCAAUCCUCUCUGAGUUAUUGCCUCUUUCUGUAUCUUUGGUUAUCAUGCCAUGUUGUGUGAGCCUGCAAACUGUAGAAAAGUGAAUAAUCAAAACCACACCAAUCAAAGCAAAGUCACUUUCCGUAUUCAAUGUUUCUCAGAUGCUUGUAUUAGAGGCAACGGAUUGGUUUUUAAACCACGAGUAGAGGCUGCUCAUCGAUCCAGUCUUCUGGGAGAUUUAUUAUGUUUCUUGACUUUUUGGAACUGACCUAACUUCAGUCGAUGUCCAGUGUCCAUUGAACUUCAUCAACUAACUGCCCCUGUUCAAAUGAGGACCAACAUCAUUAAAAGAAUACUACUAUCCACAAAAAUAUCAGAAAAAACCUUCUUAACCAUCUCUCUGGUGGGCUUUCGAAACCCAAAGCAGUUACUAAGUGCCUCUCGGGACAGUUAAGACAUCUAAAAUCUAAUACAUUAUCAAAAGAUAAAAUGAACACGUAAAACAAACUCAAAUGUGAAUCACACAAGAUUUUUUUCCUUAGGCCUAAAAAUAAAAGUAUGAUCUAAACAUCUCUAAGCUAUAUAUUUGCAAAACACAUUUUCAAACAUACUCUUCAUUAUUUAUUGCUCUACCAGAGCCAGAACCUGAUGAAAUCCAUUCAUCAAGAUUCCUCACACCAUGUUUCAUUUUCAAUUACCAAUUGUUUUGGUGCUUGAGUAGCAAUGUUUUUUGCCCCUGCAGAGGAGCAGCUAACAACCUGCAUAGCUAACUGAACCGUCAGUGUAGAGAAUUUGGUAUUAGUGUCUGCAAUAAGUAUGUUCCUGAAGAUGCACUUGUGUCAACAGUAGCAAUACAAUCACACUCAGUGUCGCCAUCAAUCAAUGGAAGAAGAGAAGCUGGGUUUAAAGGUGGUGAAAAUUUUUUUUCUGGAAAGAAUGAUCAGCUUGUAGCCUGAGCGACGACCUUUUGAGGAAUGUUAUCGGUGUUUACAUGCAGAAACAUUUGUUUGACACUUGAAGCUGCACCACUUUGGAAAAGACUUGAUUUCCAGAGGUUUGCUCAUUGUGUCUCUCCAGUUUAUAGAUUAUGAACUUUAUUAACAGCUUCAUGUCAGGUACUAAACAGUGGUAAACAGUGCAUAUUUAUAAGCCAUGUAAGAUUGGAUUGGGUUUUUUCCUAACCAUGUCCAUGAUUUCAGAUGGAGGUUUACAUAAAGCCAUUUUUCCUCCUGUGAUUUUAGGAGCUGUAAAUAGCUUCCUCUUCUUCUUCUUACAUUGUCUAUCUAGGGAUCUAAUAACCAUAGGGAAACAGGUUUUCUGUCUCCGGAGUCCCUACUUCUUCCACUGUACCUGAUUGUUUUUGUAGACUUUCCUUCCUGUGUGUGUGCGCUCAGUAACUGCCAGUAAUGACGUCAAUCCAUGCUGCUGUGAGUGUGCGCAGAGCUCUGUCUCUGGAUGUUUUGUCUCAGGGAGCUGGCGAUGCUAUCUCCUAGCAGCCUGUUGUCUGCAGUAGAGUGGCAGGGGCAUGUAAAAGAUAGUCAUCAUCUGUCUCUUCUCCGCAUGAGAUCCAUUUAACUUAGGAUAGAGCAAAGUUGCACCUUUUUGCGGUCUUGUUGGCUAUGUUGUAGCUCAUUUCACUGCUUGCUGGUCAAGUUGAGAUUGGUAGAUAAGCAACCCUCAAUACUUCUUACAGUCUGUCUGAAGACGGUUUUGCCUUGGCGUUUUGUUCAACCCUACAUUAUUGAUUUUAACAUUGCCACAAUAUAAUUUGGGUGAUGUUCUCUAAUUGUUGUCAUCUCUGUAGCUCUGGUUUACAAAAUUGAUUAUAACAAAGGAAUGUGACUGACAGCAAAGCACACUUAUCUUUGUUUCUCUCAGCUCCUCGGAUGUUGCAACAUCACAGUGCUUUCCAUUCACUCCCACAUUCACUACCCUCUGACCCUGACACGGUGAACUAACCUUAUGUCACGCACCUGAAAAUAACUUUUCCCAGGCUCUGGGAAAGUUUUACAAAUAUAUAACUUUCAUUGAUCAAGAAUUCAUAAUACAAAGAGUAAAAAUUGAUCUUGUUUGUAGUUGGUAGAGUUGUAUCAUAAAUUUUACAGACAUUCAUUUUGUAAUGUUGGUGUAAGGGGAAAAUACUUUUGGGCUUCAGGGGAUUUUUUUUGUUGCGUAAUCCUAAAGUGGCCACAGGGACAAAUUGGCAACAAGGCUGAGUGGUGGCGUUGUAGCCAGCUCUCCUAAUUUAUCUAUGAUAAUUCUCUGUAAAAAUACAAAAUGUUUUUCGGUUUUUGUACAGAUCGAAUGAGAUAUAUGUUACAAAGCUUUAGAGUUGGUGGAAGGCAGAUUUUGAUUCUUCUGGACAGAGCCAGCUGCUGGCUUAAGCUUUAUAUUUACCAUACACAAGAGUGGUAUUGAUCCAUCCAUCUCAUCUAGCUCUUGGUUGAAAGUGAGUGAGUUUAUUCCCCAAAAUGUCUAACAAUUUCUUUGACAAAACUGGUGAAGUGUUAGACGUUGAAUUUUUAUAGACUCAAGUGGAGGAAUGCUUUUUAAAAGACAUGUUUUACAAGUUACGUUUGCUUUAAAGCCACUGUGUGGAUUUUUACAGUAAAAUUAAACAAUCCUCAUGGACAUUUGUGCAGUCUAUAUAUUGCUUUUGUCUUAUUUCAAGAGAUAGCUGCUUUGAUUGCUGUCUGACACAUUUACCUCUUUGAUACUGCCACCAGAUGUCACCAUGAUUGAGGAUGCCUAUUUUCUUCACACAGUGGCUUUUAAACACCUUACUGAUUCAUGUUUGUGGUAUGUGUGUUGCUGUAUGUUGUUUACUGUACUAUGAACAAAAUGCAGGAUCCAACACUCCACACUCGAACAUCAUCAGCUACAUUCAAUCACAGUGUAUUUCUCCAAACUGAAUUGUGUCCAAACUGCAUUUUGUUCAGAUUAUUAUAAAUAUUGUGAUAUGUGUGAAAGAAUAGUAGAUGUCAUAUUUCUAACUUGUCUUCCUCUGCUCUCCAUUUGCUGCCUUGGAUGACUGUUUAUCUUUUCUUGUUAACACUAUUUAGAAGAAAAUUAUGAUCCUUAUAUGCUGUGUGGUUCUGGGAAUUGUCAUUGCUUCUAUUGUUGGGGGAACUCUGGCCUAAACCUCAGCCCCAGUGACACUAAAAGACACACAAACACAUAUAUAUACACACAACAGAGCAAAAACAGAGCAGAUACACAUAUUUGGUUUCCUGUUUUCAUAAAUGCAACCUAUUAAAUGUUUAGCACAAGGUGCGUUACCUACUGUACGAUACAUUUUAAACACAGUGUACAGGGCCAGAGGUGUUUUCGCAUGAGUUGCUAUUUUGUAAAUGUGUGGUGCUGCAAAAAGUGUUGAGUGUUGUCAAAGAUAUGAUGUUUCCAAAAGUGAAUUCUUGAAUGAAAAAGUUACUAAAUGCUAUGUAACGCUAUACUAAUACAUUCCAACUUCCAGAUAUGACACUUAUUCAGUUGUAAUGUCUUUUUUGUGUUGUACAGCCAAAGUGACAGGCCACUAAUCUGCAGUGUUUUCAAAAAUCUAUAAACCCGUUUAAUUACUUUAUCUUUUCUAGUCUUCUUACUUUAUGUCUCUGAUGUCCUCUACCUCCCUUCAAAAGCUCUGCAUGAUUUAGUUCACUGUAAAGUGGUGUUUUGUAUUCAAUCGCAAAAGGGAAAGAAAACUGAUCUGAUGUGGGAUAUUCUGGUUGUAGAGUCAUCACACUGCCAAACUCUUUCUAAGGUCAUCUCUCGUGGUUCACAGAAGCAGUGCUAAUGUACUUAAUUUCAUCUGGCCUUACCAGUUGUGGCUCCAGUGUUGAGUGUGAGUGAGUGCAUGCAUGCAUAAAGUAUAUGUGAAAGAGAAUAGGUGUGUGUUCGUUUGUAGCUACAUGUGUGAACAUGCCGCGUGUGAGUCACUAGCUGAGAACAUGAGUGCUUGUUGAUAGCCACCUGUGUCUUUGUUUUGUAUAAAGUGUAAACUGAUAUAAAGCUCUCUAACACUGCCAGUAUGUUCAAAUAAGCUGUUAAAAUGGAGUCUAGUCUGAUUGGAUUGAUAAUUCUGGUCUGUAAGUGACAAAACCUUGUUGUUUUAUGUCUUUUUAUAAACCCCGAGCUUUAAACAGAGCAUAUCCUUGUCAAGCUACUUCUGUUUAUUAUAUGAAUGAACUUCAUGAGUCAAAGAAAGCAUAAGCAUGAACUCAAAGUAGCCCUGUGAAAGACAUUCAUAUCAGUUUUCUGGCGACACAUCAAACAUGCACAAACUGCAACCAUGUUACCAUGUUGCCUCCUCAACUUGUUUCCUUUGUGUUGUAUUGUGAUGACUUUUUGUUUGUUUUAAUCUGAGUUGUUGUUUUGUUUUUUCAAGUAAAAUUUGUCUGUAAAAUGA